Molecule: messenger RNA, 4377 nt
Organism: Aspergillus japonicus CBS 114.51
Lineage: Eukaryota; Fungi; Ascomycota; Eurotiomycetes; Eurotiales; Aspergillaceae
Product: putative multidrug resistance protein
Exons: 10
Coding region: 1-4377 (1458 amino acids)
Biological process (GO): transmembrane transport
Cellular component (GO): membrane
Molecular function (GO): ABC-type transporter activity; ATP binding; ATP hydrolysis activity
Source: RefSeq, a predicted model, not a curated record
AUGGCGCACACCUGUCGCAGUGAUGACCAGAGGUUUGGUCCCUCUCUCUCCGACUGCGUCAUUCAUUUUGACUUCACCCUGUUAUUUGAACAAAGUCUUCUGAGUUUGGUCCCUUCAAUCCUCUUCAUUCUUCUAGCACCGCCUCGCUUGGUUCAACUACUCCAAAACACAAAGAAAACACCAAUCGCCCAUCCCCUAGGGUACGGAAAGGCAACAGUUGCAAUUAUCCUCCUCAUCCUCCGAGUUGCAUUAUUCACGCUGUGGUGCAUUCGCCCAGCUACUUCGGCGUCCAUUGCAUCCGCCGCCUUGUCCUUGUUCGGAAGCGGCCUCAUCCUCGCGCUCUCCAUUUUCGAGCAUACGCGUUCAGAGCGCCCGUCUUCGCUCCUCUGCAUCUAUCUCCUCUUCGACAGUUUAGUCAAUGCAACUCAGCUGCGAAGCCUAUACCUUAGAAGGGACCUGACCGCCGUAUCGGUGGUCGCCUCCGUGGCCCUGGGGACCGAGAUAGUGCUGCUCAUCCUCGAGACCGCUGAUAAGCGUGCCUGGCUACACGAUGCGUUCCGCAACCAGUACCCUCCGGAAUACACGAGUGGGAUCAUCAAUCGCAGCUUUUUCUGGUGGUUGAGCCCGUUGUUCGUUCGCGGGUAUCGGAGAAACCUGUCCCUCGACGAUCUUGACCGCGUAGACCAGGAGCUGGCAGCCCGACCGUUACAUGAUCGCAUGCAGACUGCCUGGGCGAAAUAUCGCUCCCGGCACUGCUUUUCUUUGGUGGUCGCCCUCUUCCAUUGCCUCAAGUGGCCGCUGCUCCAGACAGUCCUCCCGCGACUGUGUCUCAUUGGCUUCAGGUUUGCUCAGCCUUUUCUCAUCACACGGGUGAUCAGCUAUGUUAGCGAUGCAGGCCAAACCCGGGACAAGAGUGACGGCUACGGUCUGAUUGCAGCUACGGGCUUGGUCUACCUAGGCAUCGCGCUCUCCACAGCCCAUUAUCAACACCGUCUCUAUCGUAUGAUCACCAUGUUUCGCGGCGCCAUCGUGUCGCAGAUCUACGCCAAGACACUGGGUCUCGCCAAGGCCCCGGAUGAGUCUGCGGCCGUAACCCUCAUGAGCACGGAUGUCGAUCGCGUCGCGUUCAGCCUGCGCCAGAUCGCCGAGGUCUGGGCGCGCACGGUGGAGCUGGCGAUUGGGUUGUGGCUGCUGGAGCGCCAAGUCGGGUGGAUCUGCAUCGGUCCCACCGUCGCCGUGGUUGCCGCGUUCUAUGCAUCAUUGCAUGUGGCCAAGAAGAUCGGUCCGGCCCAGAAAACAUGGGUUAAGGCGGUGCAACGCCGGGUCGCGCUCACUUCCUCCCUCCUCGGGGACAUGAAGAGCAUCAAAAUGAUGGGCCUGUCCGACCGCAUGAAUCGAACCAUCCAAGCGCAGCGUGUCCGCGAACUGCAUCUCGGAGCGAGCUUUCGGGUGUUUGGCAUCUGGCGCAACACGAUCUCGAUGAUCCCGGUGGAAAUCGGACCGUUUCUGGUUUUUCUCAUCUACACUGUCCAAUCUCAGAGGCUGACCACCGACCAAGCGUUUGGGACCCUGGCCAUCAUCGCGUUGCUGACGGACCCAGCCAGAGAGCUCCUUGCCUCCUACCCGACCUUGAUUUCGGCAUUGGGGUGCAUCGAUCGGAUCCAUGCCUAUCUAUGUGAAGCAGACAAACUUGGUGGCGAGGAUGGUGCAUGUCAUGACGCAGGAAAACCUGGAUUUGUCCUGCAGAGCCUUCCCGCAACGUUGGCCGAUCGACCGGUCGUCACCUUCGACGAGGCCGACAUCCGACCGGCGCCAGAAUCCCAAAAUGUUCUGCACAAGAUCAACUGGCAAGUCCUCCCCGGUUCCUGGAGCUUUGUUGUCGGUCCAGUCGCGUCGGGGAAAAGCACCCUCCUAAAAGCGAUCCUGGGUGAGGCUUUCGCCACCUCCGGCAGCAUUCAGGUCAACAGCCGAGAUAUCGCAUACUGUAGCCAGUCGCCAUGGCUGCAGAACCUCCUCUUUCGAGACGCCAUCACCGGCCCCGGGGUUGCCUUGGACGAGGAUUGGUACGCUACUGUGCUGAAGGCCUGUGUUCUGGAGGUUGACAUCGAACGUCUGCCGCAGAUGGACAAAACCUUGCUCGGCAGCCGGGGCGUGACGCUGAGUGGCGGUCAGAGACAGCGCGUGACGCUUGCUCGGGCACUCUACAGUCGCCGCGCCAUUCUAUUGCUGGACGAUGUCUUUAGCGCCCUCGACACCAAGACGGAGUCGCAGAUUGUGCAGAAUCUGUUUGGACCGGAGGGGUUGCUGCGACGCAAUGGGUCCACGGUCAUUCUGGUAACGCAUGCCGUCCGACACCUGCAUUUGGCCGAUCAAAUAAUUGCCCUGGAUGGUUCCGGCCAUAUCGUGCACCAGGGAUCCUGGACGGAGUUCAGCCACGGGGGUGUGCCAGAGCUGCUGCACGAGGCGGCCAGUGCAGAUGUUGGCUUGCAGGGUCGGUCCGACGAUGCUGCCCCACAAAGCAAGCUGAGCAAACCCCUACCAAAGGCGUUCCAGGGACCGACUGCGACCGAUGUCAGUGACUUGAGUCGGCGGACCGGGGACUUGGCCGUGUAUAAAUACUACGCCCGCUCGUUUGGGUGGGAGCUCUCCUUGAUGAUGCUGGUCAUGGUGGCGCUGGUUGCGGUCACAACUUACCUCCCACAAGUCUGGUUGGAAUUGUACACUACUGGCAGUGUCAGCAAUGUCGGAGUGUUCUGUGCUGUCUACGCUGUGGUCGCAUCGACUUGUCUUACAGCGUUCUACAUGUCAAUGAGAAUUGUUUUUAUAUAUCUCAUUCCCAAAUCAGGUGCUCAUUUACAUCAAACCCUCAUCGACACCGUGACGCGCGCUACCCAAUCGUAUCUCGACAAGGUUGACAGUGGGGUCAUACUCAAUCUGUUCAGUCAAGACAUGUCCUUGGUAGACGCUAUGCUCCCGGCCUCGAUGAUCAUUACUCUUCAAGCCCUAGUCAACGGACUGGUCCAGAUCGGCCUUAUCACGGCAGGCUCCAGCUUCAUGGCCUUGAGCAUUCCCGGGCUCAUCUGCCUCGUGUACCUCCUACAGAACGUCUACCUGCGCACAUCACGCCAGAUCCGUUUCCUCGACCUCGAAGCCAAAAGCCCCCUCUACACGCACUUCAUGGAAACACUCGAGGGGCUGGCGACGAUCCGGGCGUUCGGCUGGCAGGAGGCAUUCACGGCGCGCAGCAACGACCUGCUCGAUGAAUCCCAGAAACCAUACUACCUGCUCUACUGCAUCCAGCGGUGGCUCGACCUGGUACUACAGCUACUCAUCGGGACCCUAGCGGUGAUUGUGGUUACACUGGCCGUCACCCUGCGCGCGUCCAGCUCGGGCGGCCAGAUCGGCCUCGCGCUGAACAGCAUCCUCGGCUUCAACGCGACCUUCCAGAUGCUGUUCACCUACUGGACCACCCUGGAGACCUCCCUUGGGGCGAUCGCCCGGAUCAAAUCCACCGCGCAGUUCACCCCGCAGGAGACCGAGCCCUACCCGCGUCCUCCGCCCACUAACUGGCCAAGCCACGGCGCGAUCGUCUUCCAUCAAGCAAGCGCCUCCUGGAACCCCGACCCCGGCGCACCACCAAGCGUCCAAGAUGUCACCUUCACUCUACCCCCGGGCACAAAGCUAGGCGUGUGCGGACGCACCGGCAGCGGAAAAAGCACGCUCCUCGCCGCCCUCCUGCGGCUCGUCGAUCUCGACGCCGGACAGAUCCUGAUCGACGGACACGAAAUCCGCUCCGUCCCGCGGACCACCCUCCGCGAGCGUAUCAUCACCAUCCCACAGGAGCCAGUUUUCGUGUCUGGCUCAGUCCGCGCGAACAUGACGCUCCUCCCGACCAGCACUGCUACUCCACCAGACACGCACCCCCUGGCGACAGAUGCUGCGUACGAUGACCAACAAAUCCAAGCUGCACUCACCCACACCGACCUCUGGACCAUCAUCCAGGAGAAAGCCAGACGCACAACCCAGAGCACCAACCCGUUGGACGCCGCAAUGCAGGACCUUACGCUCUCGCCGGGUCAGCAGCAGCUCUUCUGCUUGGCGCGCGCGAUCCUGCGCAAGGACACGGCGCGGAUCGUCGUGCUAGACGAAGCGACGAGCGCGGUGGAUCAUGUGGCAGAGCAGCGGGUGCAGGCGGUGCUGCGGCGGGAGUUUGCGAGCCAUACGGUCGUCAUGGUGGCGCAUCGGGUGGAGACGCUCCUGGAGGCGGAUCUGGUGGCUGUGCUGGAUCGGGGCAGGGUGGUGGAGGUGGAUGCGCCGGGGCGGUUGUUGGCGAGGGAGGGGUCGGUGUUUGCGGAGUUGAGGCGGUGCGGGUUGUAG